Messenger RNA from Penicillium samsonianum, 570 nucleotides. RefSeq names its product succinate dehydrogenase cytochrome b subunit. Gene Ontology annotation, cellular component: membrane. The transcript has 3 exons. NCBI's taxonomy places the organism in Eukaryota, Fungi, Ascomycota, Eurotiomycetes, Eurotiales, Aspergillaceae. Gene Ontology annotation, biological process: mitochondrial electron transport, succinate to ubiquinone; tricarboxylic acid cycle. Gene Ontology annotation, molecular function: electron transfer activity; succinate dehydrogenase activity. The record is from RefSeq and is a predicted model, not a curated record. The coding region runs from base 1 to 570 and encodes 189 amino acids.
AUGUUUCUUAUCAGAUUCCGACCGCUCCAAGGUUGCGCUGGCUCCGUUCAGGUUGGGCUUGGCCGCGCUGGCUUGAACUGGCGAUGUGCAUUGCCGAGAAGUCUCUGUCUCAGAUAUUCGUCGCAGUUGAAUAACACUCCCAACAACCCCAUGAAUCUUCUCGCACAGCAACGCUUAAGACGACCAGUCUCCCCUCAUCUCUCUAUUUACCGUCCUCAGAUCACCUGGAUCGUCAGUAUAGCUACUCGAAUUACUGGCAUUGCCCUUUCAGGUGGAUUAUACCUCUAUGCAACAGCCUAUCUUUUAUCCCCAGUGACUGGGUGGAAUAUCGGGUCUGAGUCCUUAGUAGCUGCGUUUAGUGGCCUUUCGCCAUCGGCUCAGUUCGCUCUGAAAUUUGGAGUUGCUCUUCCAUUCGUCUUCCACAGCUUCAAUGGCAUCCGUCAUCUGGUUUGGGAUACUGGCCGAAUGUUGACAAACAAGCAAAUAGCUCGGAGUGGUUGGAUAGUAGUCGGAGUUGCAGGCGUUGUUGCUGUACUCCUGACACUCUGGAAACCGAGGGAUGACGCCUAA